AUAUUAUUUUAACUUGAUUUCGUCUGAGGGGCCUGGUUUUAAGUGCCUACAUUUUCACCAAAUAGACAAUCAGUCUUGAGUCUCCGAUUAACGAAAUUCCAAAAUGAGUCCAAGUUCACGGCGCUGCCUCAUGCUGCUCAUCAUCGCGUUAUCCUUUCUGUCUCUGCGCCUAAUCGACAGUUUCAUAAGUCUAAAGGAGCCAGCCGUUCUGGCCAAUCACCGUCAAGCAAUUCAGGAGAUCCAAGACGAUUUUGUGCAUCUGGCAGAUAAUUGCUCCAUAGAGAAACUGAUGGUGGACGACUCCCUGGAGUAUCUGCAGAUCAGUUGUCAUGUGGAUGAUCUGCCAGAGGGCUACGAGCGGAGACUGAAGCCCGUCGAUUAUGGCCGGAGUUUCUUCCUCAACCAGCGAAUGCCGAGGCCUUUAAAGCGCCAGUGGAAUUUCCGAGUGCCCACAAACGCCGUGAAUGGACUCAGUCUGCUGACUUGAUUGAUUCGACUCCACUAGACUGAUAAAGAAAAUGUCAGAAAUGAGCUUA
Messenger RNA from Drosophila teissieri, 536 nucleotides. RefSeq lists its product as uncharacterized. Lineage: Eukaryota; Metazoa; Arthropoda; Insecta; Diptera; Drosophilidae. The record is from RefSeq and is a predicted model, not a curated record. The coding region runs from base 104 to 487 and encodes 127 amino acids. The transcript has 3 exons.